Messenger RNA from Punica granatum (pomegranate), 972 nucleotides. The record is from RefSeq and is a predicted model, not a curated record. NCBI's taxonomy places the organism in Eukaryota, Viridiplantae, Streptophyta, Magnoliopsida, Myrtales, Lythraceae.
UGCUCAGUGGCAGUAGUAGCUGCAGAUGGCCUCCGUCGCCUCUACCGCCGUGUUCUCCCCCGCCGUUAGCAGCCCGAAAUGGCGCAGCUCAAAACCGCAGCGGAGCCUCGCCAACUUCCGGGCAAAGCCCGUGAAUCUUCCGUGCCGCCGUCCCAGUUUGAGGGUUUGCGCCUCUGUCUCAGCCCCGAGCACGGAGCUGCGGACUGGCCCUGAUGAUCUUGUCGCUUCGAUUCUCUCCAAGGUAUUGGAAACAGAUGGAGGAGUUUCAUUGAAACCGAAAGAACACCAGGAGGUGGCUGAAGUUGCUUCAGAGUUGCAGAAAUAUUGCAUCAGUGAACCGGUGAAAUCCCCUCUCAUAUUUGGAGAUUGGGAUGUCGUGUACUGUUCGAGACCUACGUCCCCUGGAGGUGGUUACAGGAGUGCUGUCGGUCGCCUCUUCUUUCAGACGAAGGAAAUGGUUCAGGCCCUUGAAGCUCCCGAUAUCGUGAGGAACAAGGUCUCCUUCUCUCUUCUCGGAUUCCUUGAUGGGGAGGUCUCCUUGAAAGGGAAGUUGAAGGCCCUUGAUUAUGAAUGGAUUCAAGUAAUCUUCGAGGCCCCUCAGCUGCAAUUAGGAGGACUUGAGUUCAGUUAUGGCGGGCAGAGUGAAGUGAAAUUGCAGAUAAUGUACAUUGACGAGAAGAUCAGACUGGGAAAGGGCAACCGAGGCUCGCUGUUUGUGUUCCGGAGACGAUAAGACCGCGUUUAGUGCUGGAACGGAACGAAUUCGAGCUGUGAGAGUCUCAUUGAGGACGCCCGAACUGAUUAUGCUUCAUUUUAGUUUCCCGGGAUGCAAUGUGGAGUAGUAAAAUGGGUGAGAUAUAUAUCAAACGUCAUAAUUGCACAUGUAAUCAGGUAAUCUGCAAUUAUACCUGUGGCUGUGGACCUUAAUAACAAGUUGUUCGUUAGUUUCUGCUCAUCGACUUGACUCGAGUA